AUGAAGGGUUUUAUAUUUGUGAUAUUGUGCGCCAUAGCUGUGGUUAAGGGACGGAGUUUUUCAGCUCAAGACGAGGCAGUAAGCGUACCAUGGCUGGUCCACCUCCGUCUUGCACGUUUUUCCGGGAAUGGUCGUCUGGAUUCUUGCGUAGGAACCAUAUACAAUAACAGAUACGUUCUCACUGCUGCUAGCUGCUUGACCGAGUUUACUCAAGGUUCCAGUACCGACACCCGCUACUUCUGGAUCCGCUAUGACGCGCAGAACGUGUUCCGGCCAGGCUUUGUGACUGAGACCAGCAAAGUUAAGAUUCAUCCUGACUACAAUCCUCGCACUGGAGAGAACAAUAUCGGUUUAGUCGAUCUCGACAGGGAAAUCCAGUUCACAGACAAAAUCCAGCCCCUAGCUGUAGCAUCGAGUGAUGUGGCAUUACCAGAAUCUGGUAAAGUUUGCGGUUACGGCGAGAAAGACGGAAAUCCUGGUGAAGACCUACAGUGCGUGGACGCACGCGUUUAUAAAUACGACGGACUUAUUGCCGCCUUCAGCGAUGGAAAAGCAACAAAGUACGACAUCGGAGCUGCUUUGGUAGCAGACAACAAGGUACACGGAAUUCUGAUCCGUGAGGCUGACGAGAUCUUUGCUGGAACUUUCCUCCCAACAUCCCAGUACAUCAAAUGGCUAGAAGAGGCUACGUCACCUAGUGAUCCCAAAGCUGAUGACGGCUCCUUUGAUGAUGCAGAGGAGAUCCUCGUUGUAGAGCCCGUCAAUAUCGGUUCACCCGACUUGUUCGUAGGAGAUUUCUAA
Messenger RNA from Leptosia nina, 801 nucleotides. The record is from the annotation of a GenBank genome assembly. NCBI's taxonomy places the organism in Eukaryota, Metazoa, Arthropoda, Insecta, Lepidoptera, Pieridae.